CGGAGCGCGGCUGCUGGUGCCGCUGCCGGAGCAGAGGGAGGAGGUGGCGCGUCCCUAGAGGCGUGCGCCGGGACAGACGGACCGACGGACCGACGCGCGAAGGGAGAGGGCCGGCGGCGAGAAAGCUGCUGGCAUUGUGGGACCGCUUCAGGGCUGCCGAACGAACGCCAACUUGCUUCGUGCGUUGCGGGCAGGUCUGGGGCAGGUGGCAGCCCCGUGAUCCACCAUCAUGCAUGGAGACGGACUUUUUGAUGAAACCCAGAGCAGUCGAUGCCGACCAGGGCGAUUUGGCUGUCAAAGGUUUUGACAAAACCUGCCCUGUUCCCUUUGGGGAAUCCGAAUGAGGGAGAUUACAGACACCUUCACUGAGAAGCCAAGGACAUUUCUGUAUAAUCAGUGGAUGAAAGGAUUUUCUCAGACUCUUUUUUUUCCUUUUCCUUGAGGAUUAAUCCACCGCAAUCUACAAUUACAGUGGAAACCACAAGGCACAGGAUGUGGCAGGAGCCUCCAGCGCCGUCCGAAUUGUUCUGGACCCUUCCUUUAGCCUAGGGGAGUUUAACACUUGCCACCCGCCGCCCCUCCCCCACUCCCUCCUGCUGAGCUCUUUAACCUGUUCUCAUUCCCUGAGUUAAGUUCUGUUUCCAAAACUGUCUUCUGGAGCUAUAAGUGGAUUGCCAGAAAUGAGAGAUUAAGUGCUGGGAGAAGAGGAAGCGCCCUGUGUUGUGUCUCCUCUCAGCUGCCGACAUGAAGUGCUUUUUCCCAGUGCUGAGCUGUCUGGCUGUGCUGGGGGUAGUGUCAGCACAGCGGCAAGUCGCCGUCCAGGAAGGACCCUUGUACCGCACAGAGGGCUCCCACAUCACCAUCUGGUGCAACGUCAGUGGCUACCAGGGGCCUUCUGAGCAGAAUUUCCAGUGGUCCAUUUACCUGCCCUCCGCCCCUGAGCGCGAGGUCCAGAUUGUCAGCACCAUGGACUCUUCCUUCCCUUACGCCAUCUAUACCCAGCGUGUCCGCAGCGGAAAGAUCUACGUGGAGAGGGUCCAGGGGAACUCGGCUUUAUUACACAUCACCGAUCUACAGGCCCGGGAUGCUGGGGAGUAUGAAUGCCACACGCCCAACACCGAUGAGCGAUACUUCGGGAGUUACAGUGCCAAGAUGAACCUCGUGGUGAUCCCGGACUCCCUGCAGUCCACUGCUGUGCGCCACACUCUGCACAAAGUGGAGCAGGACCCCCUAGAGCUCACGUGUGAGGUGGCCACGGAGACGCUGCAGCACAGCCACCUGUCCGUGGCCUGGCUACGGCAGCGGGGCGGCGAGAAGCCGGUGGAGGUCAUUGCCCUGAGCCGGGAUUUUGUGCUGCAGUCGAGCAGCGACUACGCGCAGAGGCAGAGCCUGGGGGAGGUGCGCCUGGACAAGCUGGGGAGCAGCACCUUCCGCCUCACCGUCUUCCACUUGCAGCCCUCCGACCAGGGCGAGUUCUACUGCGAGGCCACCGAGUGGAUCCAGGACCCAGACGGCUCGUGGUACCCGAUGACCCGAAAGCGUUCCGAGGGGACUGUGGUCAACGUCCAGCCCACAGACAAAGAGUUCACCGUUCGGCUGGAGACGGAGAAGCGGCUGUACACGGUAGGUGAACCGGUGGAGUUCAGGUGCAUCCUGGAGGGGCAGAACACUCCCGACCGUUACUUUGCCGUCUCCUGGGCCUUCAACAGCUCGCUCAUUGCCAGCAUGGGGCCGAACGCUGUGCCAGUCCUCAACAGUGAGUUCACCCAUCGGGAGGCCAGGGGCCAACUCAAAGUGGCCAAGGAGAGCGACAGUGUCUUCGUGCUGAAGAUUUACCACCUCCGCCAGGAGGACAGUGGGAAAUACAACUGUCGUGUGACAGAGAGAGAGAAAACAGUCACCGGGGAAUUCAUCGACAAGGAGAGCAAGCGUCCCAAGAACAUCCCCAUCAUCGUCCUCCCCAUCAAGAGCAGCAUCUCGGUGGAGGUGGCCAGCAAUGCCAGCGUCGUCCUGGAGGGUGAGAAUCUACACCUCUCCUGCAGCAUCCGCACAGCGGGUAGACCACUAGGCCGCUUCUCCGUCAUCUGGCAGCUGGUGGACAGGCAGAACCGCCGCAGCAACAUCAUGUGGCUGGACCGGGAUGGCACCGUGCAGCCUGGCAUGUCCUACUGGGAGCGCAGCAGCUUUGGGGGCGUCCAGAUGGAGCAGGUGCAGCCCAACUCGUUCAGCCUGGGCAUCUUCAACAGCAGGAGGGAGGACGAGGGCCAGUACGAAUGCCACGUGACCGAAUGGGUGCGGGCAGUGGAUGGCGAGUGGCAGGUCGUGGGGGAACGCCGGGCCAGCACCCACGUGUCCAUCACGGCUCUCGAAACGGGCUUUGCAGUCACUGCCAUCUCCCGCACGCCGGGGGUGACCUACAGUGACUCCUUUGACCUGCAGUGCAUCAUCAAACCCCAUUACCCCGCCCGGGUCCCCGUGUCAGUGACGUGGCGGUUCCAGCCGGUGGGCACUGCCGAGUUCCAUGACCUGGUGACCUUUACCCGGGAUGGAGGAGUCCAGUGGGGGGACAGGUCCUCCAGCUUCCGGACCCGAACGGCCAUUGAAAAGGCUGAGUCCAGUAACAACGUCCGGCUGAGCAUCAGCCGGGCCAGCGACACGGAGGCGGGCAAGUACCAGUGUGUGGCAGAGCUAUGGCGGAGGAACUACAACAACAGCUGGACGCGGCUGGCCGAGAGGACCUCCAACCUGCUGGAGAUCAGGGUGCUGCAGCCAGUGACAAAGUUGCAGGUGAGCAAAUCAAAGAGGACCCUCACCCUGGUGGAAAACAGGCCCAUCCAGCUGAACUGUUCAGUCAAGUCCCAGACCAGCCAGAACUCCCACUUCGCCGUGCUCUGGUACGUGCACAAGCCCUCAGACGCCGACGGCAAGCUCAUCCUCAAAACAACCCACAACUCCGCCUUUGAGUACGGCACCUACGCCGAGGAGGAGGGCCUGAGAGCCAGGCUGCAGUUUGAGAGGCACGUGUCCGGGGGUCUGUUCAGCCUCACUGUCCAGAGAGCCGAGGUCAGCGACAGCGGCAGCUACUACUGCCACGUGGAAGAGUGGCUGCUGAGCCCCAACUACGCCUGGUACAAGCUGGCAGAGGAGGUUUCGGGGCGCACGGAAGUCACUGUGAAGCAGCCAGACAGCCGCCUGAAGCUCAGCCAGGCGCAGGGCAACCUGUCGGUUCUGGAGACGCGGCAGGUGCAGCUGGAGUGUGUGGUCCUGAACCGCACGAGCGCGGCCUCGCAGCUGCUGGUGGAGUGGUUUGUGUGGAAGCCCAACCACCCGGAGCGGGAGACCUUGGCCCGCCUGAGUCGUGACGCCACCUUCCACUACGGAGAGCAGGCGGCCAAGAACAACCUGAAGGGCCGGCUGCACUUGGAGAGCCCUUCCCCGGGCGUGUACCGGCUCUUCAUUCAGAACGUGGCGGUGCAGGACAGCGGAACCUACAGCUGCCGCGUCGAGGAGUGGCUGCCCAGCCCUGGCGGCACGUGGUACAGACGGGCAGAGGACACCGCUGGCCAGACGGCUGUUCGAGUCAUGAGACCAGAUGCCGCCCUGCAGGUAGACACGGUGGUCCCCAAUGCCACGGUGUCCGAGAAGGCAGCUUUCCAGCUGGACUGUAGCAUCGUGUCUCGCUCCAGCCAGGACUCCCGCUUCGCUGUGGCCUGGUACUCGCUGAGGACUAAAGCUGGAGGGAAAAGGGGCAGCCCUGGCCUGGAAGAUGGGGAGGAGGAGGAGGAGGAGGAGGAGGAGGAAGAGGAGGAAGAGGACCCCACAGAGCGGACAGCCCUGCUGAGCGUGGGCCCAGACGCUGUCUUUGGCCCAGAGGGCAGCCCCUGGGAGGGCAGGCUUCGCUUCCAGAGGCUCUCCCCGCUACUCUACCGGCUCACAGUGCUGCAGGCAAGCCCUCAGGAUACGGGCAACUACUCCUGCCGCGUGGAGGAGUGGCUGCCCAGCCCUCAGAAGGAAUGGUACCUGCUGACGGAGGAGGAGUCGGCCCCCAUCGGCAUCCGGGUUCUGGACACAAGUUCCACCCUGCAGUCCAUCAUCUGCUCCAACGACGCGCUCUUCUACUUCGUCUUCUUCUACCCUUUCCCCAUCUUUGGCAUCCUUAUCAUCACCAUCCUGCUGGUGCGCUUCAAGAGCCGGAACUCCAGCAAGAACUCCGACGGGAAGAAUGGGGUGCCCCUGUUGUGGAUCAAGGAACCACACCUCAACUACUCCCCCACUUGCCUGGAGCCCCCUGUGCUCAGUAUCCACCCAGGAGCCAUAGACUAAAGGGA
Messenger RNA from Physeter macrocephalus (sperm whale), 4328 nucleotides. RefSeq names its product immunoglobulin superfamily member 3 (gene IGSF3). NCBI's taxonomy places the organism in Eukaryota, Metazoa, Chordata, Mammalia, Artiodactyla, Physeteridae. Gene Ontology annotation, cellular component: membrane. The transcript is spliced from 11 exons. The record is from RefSeq and is a predicted model, not a curated record. The coding region runs from base 745 to 4323 and encodes 1192 amino acids.